Molecule: messenger RNA, 794 nt
Organism: Drosophila montana
Lineage: Eukaryota; Metazoa; Arthropoda; Insecta; Diptera; Drosophilidae
Product: Golgi-associated plant pathogenesis-related protein 1-like
Exons: 5
Coding region: 138-665 (175 amino acids)
Source: RefSeq, a predicted model, not a curated record
UUAUUAUUUAUAAUCAGCUAUUGUUGUCAAACAAAAAAUAUAUAAAAAUAAGAGAAAACCCCUUUAAAUUGUCUAAAUCACAAGAUGAAGUUUCGAAAGAUGCUGGCGCUUUGGUCGGUAUUGCUCUAUGCAUCGGUAUGUGUAUUCGGUCCACAAAUGAAUUCAAGGAUGUUUUUUUGGCUACAAUUAACACGUUCCGAAAACUGCACGGCUGUCCCAAGCUCCAUCUAAAUGAAGAUCUAUGCGCAUCAGCUAAUGAGCAUGCCAAACUUCUUUGCCAGAAGGGUUCUUUGGAAAGGUCUGGCGAUAAUCAGACUUCUGAACUCUUAUGCGAUUCAUACAAUCCAUUAGAAUGUGUAGAUGAUUGGCACUACCAAGAAAAGUACUACGACUAUAAGGAGGCUAAAUAUAUUAAAGAGGCUGAAUAUUAUACUCUUAUGAUUUGGAAAAGUUCUAAAGAGUUCGGUCUUGGAAAGUGCUUACAUAUUUCUGGCGUCUUCUUUGUGGUUGUGAAAAUUAUUCCUCGAGGCAAUAUUGAAGGCAUGUUUAUGGAAAAUGUCCCGAAGGAAAUCAGCGCUUCCAGCUCUCCUAUUAAGCCCAUCUCUUACAAACAUGUUUUGCCGCUGUCGAUAAUGUUUCCAGCUCUUGCAUUCAAAUUUCUAUAAGAAAAUAUACGACCUUAAGCUAUAGUAAAGUCAGUCGGUAUCUUCCAGCUGUUGAAACAGUUACGCCUAGUUGUAUGGGUUCAUAUGUUUAUUCGAUUUAAAUUCUACUAUAAAAUGAAAUUAAUAUGA